AUGCAAUCUCGUGAUUACAAAAGCUCCUCCCCCUUCCUUCUCCUUCCUACUCCUCUUCCAACGAAAGGAAAUAUAUCCAAAGUCGAACACAAAAAACUAAUGUUCAAACGCAUUGAGAGAAAACGAAAACGGCAAGAAGAAGAAGAAGCAUUGGGGCUUGAUGAAGAGGUGAAGGAGGCUUUGGGGAUGGGUGGGGUGGAUUCGGAUUCGGAAGAGUCUGAUGAUGAAGAGUCAGGAAGUGAAGAGAAUGGGGAUGAAAUUGAGGAGAGCGAGGAAGUUGAGGAGGUGGAGGAGGGAGAUUCUAAUGAUGUCGAUGAAGAGGAAACCGAGGAUGUAGAUAUGAAAAUUAAAGACGACUCGGAAUCCGAAGAAGAGAAACCUCCGACGAUUUCAAAACGUGCUUUGAAAAAGCAAGCCCGUCAACAAAAGAUUCAAAAAAUACGCGAACGACACGCGAUUUGGAAACAGGAGAAGCUACAAGUCGCGUCAAAGGUCUCUUCUACUCUUAAAACAACUCCCUCGACAAGUUCGUUUUCCUCAAAAAACACUCCUCGUCGACAUCAAAGAACUGUCACUACUACUACUACUACUACAUCCUCGAAAUCAUCUCCGACAAUAAAGGAUCCUGUCGCUGCCAGUCGUGUGGACGCAGUUGACAAUGCCCAGAACAAUAAUACAGGAGGUCUCGAGAAGGAAAAUGGUGCGAGGCCAAAAUCUCAAACUCAAUCCAAAUCCAAAUCCAAACCGGACGCCGCUGUGACGCAUGUGAAGGGCAAGGCUGCUCUCAAAUCGCCAUCGUUGUCCUCUGCGGGCAAAUCUGUGGCAGGUGACGCGGAUGUUGGGGAAGAGGGGAAGAAGAAGCAAGCGGCGACGCGGAGGAGCGAGUCAAAUGUGAUAGUGAAGAAGAAGAAGAAGAAGAAAGAGAAUAAUGGGAAAAGGGAUAUAGUUUUGUCGAAUCAGGGGGACAUCAACGGAUAUGAGAGAGAGGGAGCGGUAGCCAAAGUCAAACCUCAAAAAUCGUCACCGACACGGACGAACACCACUGUCGCAUAUCGAUACGAAGCUAACAAAGAAAAAAAAGCAGUAGAAAGAAGCUCGAGUAAUCUUGAUGAUGCCCCAACGACUCGGUUGGUGUCUACUUUGGACUCUGGAAUGGAAUUGGGAUUGGAAUUUGGAUUGGGCGAGGAACGUUCGAGGAAGAAGAAGAAGAGGAAGAUGAAAAGGGGAGGCGCGUGA
Messenger RNA from Lentinula edodes (shiitake mushroom), 1236 nucleotides. RefSeq lists its product as uncharacterized. Bases 1 to 1236 code for a protein of 411 amino acids. The record is from RefSeq and is a predicted model, not a curated record. Lineage: Eukaryota; Fungi; Basidiomycota; Agaricomycetes; Agaricales; Omphalotaceae. The transcript has 3 exons.